Molecule: messenger RNA, 2395 nt
Organism: Chenopodium quinoa (quinoa)
Lineage: Eukaryota; Viridiplantae; Streptophyta; Magnoliopsida; Caryophyllales; Amaranthaceae
Product: protein HESO1-like
Exons: 9
Coding region: 613-2064 (483 amino acids)
Molecular function (GO): RNA uridylyltransferase activity
Source: RefSeq, a predicted model, not a curated record
AUAUUAUGUCAGUAUUCUAAAACUCGUGCAAUCACAAGUGUUGCAUUUAAAAAAAUUACUGUAUAUUAGAGAAACAAAUAUCAACUACUAUAAUUCAAAGUGAAAAAAAAAAAAAACAUUCAUCUUAGUUCUCACACUAGUUCAAUCACAAAGAUGCAUCACUUAUUCAAAAACUUCAACCACCAAUUUCUUUCUUUCAAUCCUCAAAUUCUCAUUUUAGUCAAGAAAUGAUCUAUCUAAACUUAAUUAUAGUGCAAAUUUCAUGUGUUUAUGUCUUAAUCUACAUUAUCUAAGGGAAAAAAAACACUGAUUUCCCCUUCUCUUUUUCUUCACAAUCUGUCGAACAUUUCUUAAGAGUUGUAAUCACUUUACUUAACCUGAGAAAAAGAAGCAAAAUUUAUCAUCUUUUUUCCCGCCCCACAUUAAAAACUUUUAUUUUCCCCUUGAAAUUUUAUACUAGUCCCAUUUUUUUUGGGUGUAUUACUUGUAGUGUGUUCAGAGUUCACACUUUCAGGGAGGAGGAGAGAGAAAGAGACCCACUCUCAAUGGCGCUACUGCGAUCAAUCUAACCCUAACAAAAUCUCUGAGUUCAGCAUCUUUUAGUCCUUUGAAAUGGGCUCACAAAGUAUGUUGGAGCUUACUCUCAAUGAGAUUCUUCAUGUCAUCAACCCCUUGAGAGAGGAUUUGGAAACAAGAAUGCAGAUAAUUGAGGAGUUACGGGUUGCUGUCAGCACAAUUGAAAGUUUGAGAGGUGCUACUGUGGAACCAUUUGGGUCUUUUGUGUCACAGCUAUUUUCUCGCUGGGGAGAUCUGGAUAUAUCAAUUGAGCUAUCCAAUGGAUUAUACAUUGCAGUUGCUGCCAGGAAGCACAAGCAGGCUUUAUUAGGGGAUGUACUUAAAGCAUUACGGAGGGCAGGCAGCUUUAGAAGAUUGCAGUCUGUAUCCCACGCCAGAGUUCCUAUUCUGAAACUUGAGAGCAAAUAUCAGAACAUCUCUUGUGAUAUUUCAAUUAAUAACGUGUCAGGGAAGAUGAAAUCUAAAUUUUUGUUAUGGAUCAGCCUUAUAGAUCAGCGUUUCAGGAAUAUGGUUUUACUGGUCAAGGAGUGGGCAAAAGCAAACAAUAUCAAUAGUCCAAAAACUGGGACUUUUAACUCAUAUUCACUGUCCUUACUUGUUAUCUUCCAUUUUCAGACUUGUCUUCCAGCAAUUUUGCCUCCACUCAAAGACCUGUACCCUGGGAACAUGGCAGAUGAACUUAUAGGAAUAAAGGCUGAUGUAGAAAGGCGUAUUGAAGAAAUAUCUUUAAGUAAUAUUUCCAAAUUUAAUAAAGAGAGAAGAGUUAACCACAGCAGUUUAUCUGAGCUAUUUACCUCGUUCCUGGCAAAGUUUUCUGACAUUAGUACGAGGGCAACAGAGCUAGGCAUUUCUACAUACACAGGCCAUUGGGAAGACAUAAAUACAACUACAAGAUGGCUUCCUAAAACAUUUGCCAUUUUUAUUGAAGAUCCUUUUGAGCAACCUGAGAAUACUGCAAGAGCUGUUACCAACACUCAGCUGACAAGAAUAGGUGAAGUGUUCACAAACACCUACCACAGGAUUAUUGCUCCGAAUCAGACUCGAAAUACUCUUAUCCCCAGUUUAGUAAGGUAUGAAAUUUCCCAUUUCUUCCCUGGAGCGGCGUUUGCAAGUCCAAUGGCCAAUGGUAGGGCUUAUCCAAGGACGAAUCACAAUGCACGCUAUAGCAGUAGCAGCAACUCAUCCCUGCAAUUUCAGCAUCCGUUUCAGAGGACAAGGCAACUGAGUCACCCCAACAACAUGACUCCACAAAAAUCUAAUCAAGUAUUUCAAGGACAAGCAUCUGCAAACAUCCAACGAUUUCCAAGGAAUAGCCCUCGAAGUCAGCCUAAAAGAGUGGCCAGAGAAGCUGCUACGCCAUCUGAAGGACUCGCUCAACCACACACACCACGGCCUGGCCAAGUCAAUAAUGUGGCUACACAGAAACCUGCUAAGGUAUCUCAACGGCAAACCCAGCAAAUUUGGCGGCCUAAACAAUCUGAUAGUUAGCAAGUUGGAACUCCCUUCAGUUUGAUUUGGUUGAUCAGGCUAUUAAUGCAUUAUCAAAUUUGCAUUCCACAGUGAAGAACCUUGUUUAUUGCAGUUAGGAAUGAAUAGUGUUCAUACGAAACUACAGUAAACUGAUGGGAGUAUCAAAUUUUGGGAAGCCUUCCCAAUAAUAGUUCAUAGAGAGGGGUCAAUGUUAUUUGGAAAAAUUCCCAUUAACAUUAAUCGGAAUAUAAUCAGUGUGGCAGUGUUAAGGUCCAGAAACUUUUUUUUUGUACCCGUGGAAUCUUGUUAGUGUUGAAAUUUUGAAUAUACAGAGUAUUUUUGCCUGGUA